UGUAUUCAUGACAUCUCAGGACAAUUUUAUGAUAACACACCUUCACAAUGAGGACCUGUGGAAAAAUGAGGACAUUUUUCGCGUCCUCAUAUUUCCACGCAGUCUACACUACUCUAGAGCUCACGAGGAUACUCCCACACCAAAAAUAAGUGAUGUCCUGAAAGAGCACAAUUUUCAGAAAUUGUGUGUUUAAGUGUGUUUAACUUUCGACUCACUUUUCAUUUGGAAAACUAGUGGCCAACUUCGGUACUUAACACACUUUUAACACACUUUCAGUGACGUCAUUGUGCAGGACCUCAAAUGUCAUCUUUUUCGGACUGACUCACACAUUUUCCCCGCCCUCGUCCUGAUAAGUCACAUCAAUUAGCAGUCACACAAAAUCCAACAUGUGAAGCAGCCAGACAAUCCUACUCUCAAACACGACCACGCGUGGAUGACCAUCGGGUAAGCAAUUCCUUUUCAUUUAUCUUACCGUAACAUAGAAGUUGUUCAAUAUAACCGUGUUUAACAGUGCCCACCAAAGGUAAUAUCAUUCAAUAAGACAGCUAGCUAGCUAGCUAGCUAGCUUGAUCGUUAGCAUGCUAAUAAGCUUCCAGUAAAAGUAAUGUGGACAUGUCCUGCAGGCAAGGUUCUGGAAAACUUUUCUAAAUCUUUAACAACACAGUCUGUGGAACUUGGUUUUGGUACCAUAUGUUUAUUUCAGUGCAGUAUUUGUUUUAUUCGAUUGUAGUUAAUUUAAAUUAGUUAGUACAGGUAGCCCAAUGAAAGUGGGCCAGGCACUUCUAGCAUUUACGCUAAGCCCGGUGUAUUUACACUGUUUAUUCUUGUGCUGAUUCAAUUGUACACCGUUUCAAUGAAAAAAACAAACAAACGUUUGCAAUGAAAUUAUAGCAGAAUUCAGCUUUGUUGGUACAUUUGGUCAAGACAAUAUUGUGUUACUCUAUUUUAAUUUUACAUUGUUAUCUGCCUGACAAAUGGUUUGCCCGAAUCUAUUAGUCUGACCAGCAAAUGUUUGAUGAAAUGAAUUUUUGUAUUUUUGAGGAAGAAAAUAAUAUUCCUUUGGCUCAGUACUUUUUGAGCCAAAAUAAGUGCUGCCAUAAUAUUGUGCUUGCUUGUCUGGCUGACUUCUUCUCACUUUCCAUUGUAGAUGUUUACUGGUGGUGAUAAUGUCACAAAGAAGAACCAGACUGAGCCCUGAAUCUGAGGCUGCUCCUUUUAUCUGGAGUCAACAAGCCUUGUUUGAAAGCCCAGUGGAUCAAUGAUUAUAAAGACACCAAGUGACGGGAUCUUGACUGAACCUUCUGGAGACCAAGAAGGGAGUGAGAGAUCCACUUCAUCCUUACAACAGACACCAAGUGACCUGACUGAACCCUCUGGAGACCAUGAAUGGAGUGAGAGAUCCACUUCAUCCUUUCAACAGACACCAAGUGACCUGACUGAACCCUCUGGAGACCAUGAAUGGAGUGAGAUAUCCACUUCAUUCUUAGAACAGACACCAAGUGACCUGACUGAGCCCUCUGGAGACCAUGAAUGGAAUGAUAGAUACACUUCAUCCUUACAACAGAUAUCAAGUGACAGGUACCUGACUGAACCCUCUGGAAACCAAGAAUGGAGUGAGAGAUCCACUUCAUCCUUACAACAGACACCAAGUGACCUGACUGAACCCUCUGGAGACCAUGAAUGGAGUGAGAUAUCCACUUCAUUCUUAGAACAGACACCAAGUGACCUGACUGAGCCCUCUGGAGACCAUGAAUGGAAUGAUAGAUACACUUCAUCCUUACAACAGAUAUCAAGUGACAGGUACCUGACUGAACCCUCUGGAAACCAAGAAUGGAGUGAGAGAUCCACUUCAUCCUUACAACAGACACCAAGUGACCUGACUGAACCCUCUGGAGACCAUGAAUGGAGUGAGAGAUCCACUUCAUUCUUACAACAGACACCUAGUGACCUGACUGAACCCUCUGGAGACCAUGAAUGGAAUGAUAGAUACACUUCAUCCUUACAACAGACACCAAGUGUUCCGAUCCUGAUGAAACCUUUUGAAGAUCAAGAAAGGAGUGGAAGAUCCACUUCUUCCUUACAACAGACACCAAGUGACCUGACUGAACCCUCUGGAGACCAUGAAUGGAAUGAGAGAUAAAUUCUCAAAAUUCUCAAAUUUUCAAAAUUCUCAUUAUUUCCUGGAAUAUCUUAAUUUGAUUAUUUUAUUUUUCCAUUUUUAAUAAAUAAUGCCUUCUUUUACAGGUGGGAAUAAGAGACGCACGUGGACAGAUUAUGAAGUGAAGGCUGUUGAGCGACAUAUGUUUGAUUUCAUAACAAGCCAUAAAGUUUCAGGUAAAACGAGCUGUGAGUCCUGUCUCCACGCAGAGCCAGCAGCUCUGAAAGACAGAGGCUGGGUGUCCAUCAAAAACUACAUCCACAACAGGAUAUAACUGCAUUAAAAAGGGAAAUGAAUGGCUAGUCCAUUGAAAUGCGAGCACGUCUGGGUACAUUUCAGUUCAAGUUAACUAAAGCAAUUGCAAUGGUGCAUUUAGGGUGGGAUGGUCAAUUAUGGAUUUCAUAUUUGUUGUUGGAUACUGUGUUUCACGUUUGUUGUUUCAUGAUCUUCAAGAGCAAUUUGGAAAAUCCUUGAAGAUGUAUGAACAUGUAAAUUAUACUGUAUAUCAGGCAUGUCCCGAUCUGGGCCUGGAGGGCCACUGUCGUGCCUGUUUUCCAGCUCUCCCGGCUGCAUCACACCUGUUUCAGAUGAUCAGUUCAUCAGUCAGCUCUGAUGCAGCAUUAGAACAUCCUGGGAGAGCUGGAAAACAAAAAGACAGCGGCCCUUGAGGACCGACCUUGGACACUCCUGCUGUAUAUAAACGUACGUACGAUAUACAAACUUCUCACAAAAGAUAGGCUUAUUAGGUUUGAGGUGAUAUUUUGGAAAAACCCUAAAACAUUUGAAUUCAUCCUAUUUCAAGAAUUUCAAUACUUUUUGAAAAGUUGCUUUUGUCUAACGGUAGCUAAAGAAGUUGCUACACACAUGGCACAAUAUAUGGCCAGAUUCAUUAAAAAUUCUUCAUCGCAGUAUUCACAUUUUGACAUAAUCUUCUUCAGUUCAAACAACCCUCAUCUAUUGCAGUGCUUUGUGUCAUGGAGAGGAGGUGGCAUGUUUUCUGUGUUCAUAAUUUCAUAUUGUCAGCAAUUAAAAAAUAAGAAAGUGGACUGACCACAUAUUUAACCGUCUCUUCUUCUUCACAGCUUAUUUUACUAUCUUGUAUUAUUAAUGUGAAUAUUUGAGGGAUGACGGGUAUAACGACUGUUUGGCACAUUCGCCUCACAGUUCAGCAAUUGAUAUUUGAAAACUCACUUAUAUUCUUUGGCGUUUGACUCAGCAUGACUUAGAUUUGCUAUUGGUUUUACUGCUUGGUGCUUUCUACCGCCUUAUUACUUAUUACUUAUUACUGAUUCGUCUUACUGUUUAUUGUAUAUGUUAAAUCGCUCCAUGUACAGCACUUUGUAUGCAGCGAUGGCUGUUUGAAAGUGCUCUAUAAAUACUGUUGACUUGACUUGACUUGACUUGUUUGAAUCUGGGCAUCCUUCCUUUGUAGAGUUCUCCCCAUGCCCGAGCAUGACAAUUGGACACAUGUGCCUAACAUAUACUGUUGGUAUGUAACAUGAGUCAAUUUAAAAAUACACACUUUACUCUUAGCUGGUCUUCAUAAGUCAUAUAUACUUGAAAAUGAUGUGUAUCCAGGGGGCU
Hippocampus zosterae (dwarf seahorse) is the source of this 3742-nucleotide messenger RNA. RefSeq names its product cell surface glycoprotein 1-like. The transcript has 13 exons. Lineage: Eukaryota; Metazoa; Chordata; Actinopteri; Syngnathiformes; Syngnathidae. The record is from RefSeq and is a predicted model, not a curated record. Bases 1259 to 2140 code for a protein of 293 amino acids.